GAAAGAGAAAGAGAGUUUCUGGGCAUACGUGUUGGGAUAAUUCUAGUGGAGCUUAACCUUCCAGAUCCUUCUGUUUUGUUUACCUCAUUUUUAAUAUUCCUCAUCUAUCCAUUUUCUCCUUUGAUAAUAUUUAAACCACAAUAAUUCAUUCUUCACCACCCUUUUCACGAUCCACAGCCCUGCAUUCUAUUUUGAUCUGCCAACAGAUUCUUGAUUAUUCUGUUUUCUCGUUCUUAACAAGGAAGGAUUAGAAAAUGGACGAAGCAGACGCAUCAAGAUACUGGUGUCAUGUGUGUUUACAGACGGUGAAUCCUGUAGUGGAUAUCGAGACAAUAAAAUGCCCGAUUUGUCAAAGUGGAUUCAUAGAAGAAAUGGCAUCUGCCGAUGCCCCAGGAAAUGAUGAUUUUGGACAUGGAGGGUCUGAUUCUGACCGUACCCUCUCCAUCUGGGCUCCAAUCCUGCUUGGUAUGAUGAGUAAUCCUCGUCGCCGCCAUCGCAGUAGAUUCAGGCGCAUGGAGUUUGAGGAUGACGACUAUGAAGAUGGCAACGAUAAUAAUAACAGUCAACGUGAGGGGGAUAUGGAGCUGGAUCCUGCAUUAGAUUCCCUAACAAGGAGGAGAAGCUCAGCUGCUGUUAUCCAGCUCCUCCAUGGCAUUCGAAAUAGAAUGGUAUCUGAGUUGGGAAAUUCUCAGAGGGAUCAAAGAGACACAGAUAGAGAUGAUAUUAGGGAUGGAGAGAGUGUGAUUUUGAUUAAUCCAUUUAACCAAACUAUUGUUGUUCAAGGUUCUCAUGAUUCCAAUAACGAUUCCCUGGAUCGUGCACCAAUUGGCUCGCUAGGUGAUUAUUACAUAGGUCCUGGUUUAGAAUUAUUGCUGCAGCAUUUGGCAGAGAAUGAUCCGAAUAGGUAUGGUACACCACCUGCUAAGAAAGAUGCUGUUGAAGCAUUGCCUACUACUAAAAUUGGGGAGACAUUGCAGUGUUCUGUUUGUUUGGAAGACUUUGAGGUAGGGGCUGAAGCAAAAGAGAUGCCUUGUAAGCACAAGUUCCAUACUGAGUGUAUUCUGCCAUGGCUCGAGCUUCACAGCUCUUGUCCCGUCUGUAGAUAUCAAUUACCUUCCGAUGAAUCUAAGGUUGAUUCAGCAGGGUCAAGAAAUAACAGUAAUAUCAUCAAUGUCAAUAACAACAGUGGUAACCUUAAUGGUGGUGGCGGCGAUGAAAGAAAUGAAGAGGGGAGACGGUUUUCAAUACCCAUUCCAUGGCCUUUUAGUUCUUUAUUUUCCUCUUCCACUUCCCAAUCUAGAAGUGGAAAUUCAUCCUCAACAUCUCCAUCAGGGUCAUCAGCAAAUGCUCCUUCGACCACCUCAAAUACACCAGAUGACAACUAAGUUAGCAAGCGAUGCUAUUGUUUUAUUGUGCUCUAAGGUGCAUAGAUGUUCAGUAGUCUUGCCUUUGUAUAUGGUAAUAUAUUCGAUACCUGAUUGUAGUUUUUUAAAGGAGAUUGUGUAUUCGUGUUUCUGUGACGUUUUCUUUAUUACUGGUUGAAGAUGAUUCACUUCGGCAUUUUUUAUUUGAAGAGUUACUCGAA
Olea europaea var. sylvestris is the source of this 1585-nucleotide messenger RNA. RefSeq names its product E3 ubiquitin-protein ligase SIRP1-like. Lineage: Eukaryota; Viridiplantae; Streptophyta; Magnoliopsida; Lamiales; Oleaceae. Gene Ontology annotation, cellular component: cytoplasm. The record is from RefSeq and is a predicted model, not a curated record. The transcript is spliced from 2 exons. Gene Ontology annotation, biological process: protein ubiquitination. Gene Ontology annotation, molecular function: ubiquitin protein ligase activity. The coding region runs from base 255 to 1385 and encodes 376 amino acids.